AAGCUCAAAUGCAAGUUUUCAUAACUUCAUGUUUCAAAAGUAGCAACUAAAGACCUGACUGCAAAUAAGAAAUCUAAAAUGAAAAAGGGGUGUAUCAUUUGGGUACAGUUAGCAUAAAUAAGUAUAAACUAUAGACUCUAUAUAUAGGUGAGCGAUUUCAGGGCCAUCAUGGCCCUCUUGUUUAGAUAAUAUUUAUUAUUGGCACACAGUAAAAAUACCAAUAUUACUGUAUACAAUAGAUAUUUUUGAAAAUUACUAAAUUAUUUAAAAUAAAACACAAUUAUUUGUUUUAUUAAUUAUGUUGUAGGAGAUAGAAAGACUCAAGUUAGAAGAUUCUCCUCAACAGAAACAGUUAGAAUAUAAAAAGGCAAAAUCAGAAUGGCGGGAAAAGCUGAUAGAACAGUAUCACAAAACCCUGCUGCAAGUUCCUACAACACCUUUACAACCAAAAAGUGAAAAAUGUAGCUUUAAUGAGAUUUAUAUUAGGCCCAAAAUUACGAGGGAAAUAAAAGGAGAAAAGGGUGAAACAAAGGAGGUGGAGGUUGAAACAAUGUCAGAAAUCUUCACAAAGGAGGGAGUCCCACAAAAAUCUGUAUAUGUUCUAGGAGAUGCAGGGUCAGGAAAAACUAGUUUUUGUAAAUAUCUGGUGAACUGUUGGUGUUUGGCACAUAGUGAGGAACAUGAAGCUGACAAUGAAUAUGAAGAUGACAGUGGUAAACCUGAAGUUGACAGUGAAAAUCAUGGAGGUGACGGUGAAAAACAUGGAGCUUGCAAUAAAAAUGAAGAUGGCAGUAGUAAACUAAAAGGCGACAGUGAAAAACAUGGAGGUGACGGUGAAAAACAUGGGGCUGGCAAUGAAAAUUGA
Molecule: messenger RNA, 865 nt
Organism: Ruditapes philippinarum (Manila clam)
Lineage: Eukaryota; Metazoa; Mollusca; Bivalvia; Venerida; Veneridae
Exons: 2
Coding region: 551-865 (104 amino acids)
Source: RefSeq, a predicted model, not a curated record